Molecule: messenger RNA, 951 nt
Organism: Colletotrichum godetiae
Lineage: Eukaryota; Fungi; Ascomycota; Sordariomycetes; Glomerellales; Glomerellaceae
Product: minor allergen Alt a 7
Exons: 2
Coding region: 273-854 (193 amino acids)
Cellular component (GO): membrane
Molecular function (GO): FMN binding; NAD(P)H dehydrogenase (quinone) activity
Source: RefSeq, a predicted model, not a curated record
CUCCAACGCUCCUAGAAACCUACAAAUCAUCAUCUCAGAGGACGCAAUGAAGAUGACUAUUCACCUUCCCCCAACUCUCUCGUACGGUUGCGCGGCCUCGUCUGCCGAAGCUCCCAAUGACACCAUGAUACGGCGGUUCGCCCGCACGAGAGCGCCCUGAACCCCACCUCGCACCUCACACCUCACACUGAUCACUUCCCAGCCCCAGCUCCCGAAGAAUAGCCCCUGUCAUUAUGACCGUCCUGCUAACACCACGAUCUCUCUAGUACUCCAUGUACGGCCACAUCCGCCAACUGGCCGAGGCCGAGAAGAAGGGCAUCGAAAAGGCCGGCGGCACCGCCGACCUCUUCCAAGUCGCAGAGACCCUCCCCGAAGAAGUCCUCACCAAAAUGGGCGCCCCCCCAAAAGCAACAGACGUCCCCGUCCUAGACGAUCCCGCCACCCUCGAAUCCUACGACGCCUUCCUCCUCGGCAUCCCAACCCGCUACGGCAACUUCCCCGCCCAGUGGAAGGCCUUCUGGGACAAGUCCGGAAAGCAGUGGUCCACCGGCGGAUACUGGGGCAAGCUCGCCGGCCUCUUCAUCUCCACCGCCUCUCUCGGCGGCGGCCAGGAGUCCACCGCCAUCGCCGCCAUGUCGACCUUCGCCCACCACGGCAUCAUCUACGUCCCCUUUGGCUACGCAAAGGCCUUUCCGCUCAUGGCGGAUCUGUCCGAGGUCCACGGUGGUGGUCCCUGGGGCGCGGGUACCUUUGCCGGUGCGGAUGGAUCCCGUCAGCCUUCUGCGCGGGAGCUCGAGAUUGCUACGAUCCAGGGCGAGGCGUUUUACCAGACUGUUGCCAAGCACGUUGGUUGACUGCAUGGCAGCGGCGAGAGCAGCGGUGGUGCUGCCGCGAACGGGGCGAACGGGUCCGAGAAGCCGGCGGCUGCCCCCGCGGUUCCGGCAAAGGAGC